Messenger RNA from Neogale vison (American mink), 1011 nucleotides. RefSeq names its product RAB7A, member RAS oncogene family (gene RAB7A). Gene Ontology annotation, cellular component: lysosome; phagocytic vesicle; late endosome. The transcript is spliced from 6 exons. The record is from RefSeq and is a predicted model, not a curated record. Gene Ontology annotation, molecular function: GTP binding; GTPase activity. Gene Ontology annotation, biological process: endosome to lysosome transport; phagosome-lysosome fusion. Bases 213 to 836 code for a protein of 207 amino acids. Lineage: Eukaryota; Metazoa; Chordata; Mammalia; Carnivora; Mustelidae.
UGGCGGAAGUGGGAGCGGAGCCGGAGUCUUGGCCAUAAAGCCCAAGGCGGCGGCAGCGGCGGCGUUGAAGGCUUGGGGAGUGCCGAGGAGUCCGCUGGAACCGGAACUUGGACUUCUCUUUAGCCCCUGUCCUCCCUUGUACUUCCUCCUCGGCGGGAGCCCUAGCGACGCACCCGGCCCGGAGCCCCAAGCGGAGCGGCCGCGUUUGAAGGAUGACCUCUAGGAAGAAAGUGUUACUGAAGGUUAUCAUCCUGGGAGAUUCUGGAGUUGGUAAGACAUCACUCAUGAACCAGUAUGUGAACAAGAAGUUCAGUAAUCAGUACAAAGCUACAAUAGGAGCAGACUUUCUGACAAAGGAGGUGAUGGUGGAUGACAGACUAGUUACAAUGCAGAUCUGGGACACAGCAGGCCAGGAGCGGUUCCAGUCCCUUGGUGUGGCCUUCUACAGAGGCGCAGACUGCUGCGUUCUGGUGUUUGACGUUACUGCCCCCAACACAUUCAAAACUCUCGAUAGCUGGAGAGAUGAGUUUCUCAUCCAGGCCAGUCCCCGGGAUCCUGAAAAUUUCCCCUUCGUUGUGUUGGGAAACAAGAUUGACCUCGAAAACAGACAAGUGGCCACAAAGCGGGCACAGGCCUGGUGCUACAGCAAAAACAACAUUCCCUACUUCGAGACCAGUGCCAAGGAGGCCAUCAAUGUGGAGCAGGCGUUCCAGACAAUUGCACGGAAUGCACUUAAACAGGAAACAGAGGUGGAGCUGUACAAUGAAUUCCCCGAGCCCAUCAAACUGGACAAGAACGACCGGGCUAAGGCCUCGGCGGAGAGCUGCAGUUGCUGAAGGGGCAGUGAGAGCAGAGCGCAGAGUCCUUCACAAACAAAGAACACACUUAGGCCUUCCAACACAAGCCCCCUCUCCUCUUCCAAACAAAACAUAAAGUCAUCUCUCGAAUCCAGCUGCCAAAAGAAACCCCAUCAAACACACCCUUACACACACACACACACACACACACACA